AAUGUAUACUCCUAUCCUGUAGCAGUUUGUGCCAAUUGCUAUUCGAAAUACAGAAACGAUGAGCUCCACAGCGUCAACAAAGGGUGGCAGAGGGAAGCCCAAAUCCUCAAAAUCGGUAUCCAGAUCUCAUAAGGCUGGUCUGCAAUUCCCCGUAGGAAGGAUCGCCAGAUUCCUCAAAGCUGGAAAGUAUGCCGAGCGUGUUGGUGCCGGUGCGCCGGUCUAUCUGUCUGCGGUCCUUGAAUACCUCGCGGCUGAGGUUCUUGAGCUUGCUGGAAACGCUGCAAGAGAUAACAAAAAGAAUCGUAUUGUUCCGAGGCAUAUACAACUCGCAGUGAGAAAUGAUGAGGAAUUGAGCAAGCUUCUGGGCACUGUUACCAUCGCCAACGGAGGUGUUUUGCCCAAUAUUCAUCAAACUUUGUUGCCGAAGAAGAUUGGGAAGGGCAAAGGCGAGGCUGGAUCUGCAUCACAAGAGUUUUAGUUUUUGUGUUUUGUCUCUUUUAUUUUUUUUCUUUAAAUGGGAUG
Telopea speciosissima is the source of this 522-nucleotide messenger RNA. Its product is annotated as histone H2AX-like. The record is from RefSeq and is a predicted model, not a curated record. The coding region runs from base 59 to 478 and encodes 139 amino acids. Gene Ontology annotation, molecular function: DNA binding; protein heterodimerization activity; structural constituent of chromatin. The transcript is spliced from 4 exons. NCBI's taxonomy places the organism in Eukaryota, Viridiplantae, Streptophyta, Magnoliopsida, Proteales, Proteaceae. Gene Ontology annotation, cellular component: nucleosome.